This is a messenger RNA of Cucumis sativus (cucumber), 928 nucleotides long. RefSeq names its product thioredoxin. Gene Ontology annotation, cellular component: cytoplasm. The record is from RefSeq and is a predicted model, not a curated record. Gene Ontology annotation, molecular function: oxidoreductase activity, acting on a sulfur group of donors, disulfide as acceptor; protein-disulfide reductase activity. NCBI's taxonomy places the organism in Eukaryota, Viridiplantae, Streptophyta, Magnoliopsida, Cucurbitales, Cucurbitaceae. The coding region runs from base 151 to 684 and encodes 177 amino acids. The transcript has 2 exons.
UGCCACUCCCCAGCACCCUCAUCCAUUCGUCCUCCAUCCAUUGACACAUCAAACCCAAAACCCAAUUCCCUAAUUUUGCCCAAACCCCCCUCUUUCUCUCUCUCUCUCUCACUCACAACCACCAUCACCACCCAUCAAUCCCUUCCUUCGAUGGCGACGGUUCUCGAUUCCCUCACUCUUCCUUGUUCAUCCGCCUUGGCUUCCACCGCUUUCUCUGCCCGUCGCACCUCCCUUUGCCUCCCGCAGUGCAGAGGCUUGAAGAUCGCAAACAGCUUCACUUCUCACUCUCUACGAUCUGCCAGAUCUAAUGCUAGAUUUCCUCACCGUUCUGCAACUAUCGUUUGCGAAGCUCAGGAAACUGCUGCCAUUGUACCUGCUGCUUCAGAAGCUACCUGGGAGUCACUAGUUACAGAAUCUAAAUUGCCCGUCAUGGUAGAAUUUUGGGCUCCAUGGUGCGGUCCUUGCCGCAUGAUGCAUCCAAUCAUUGAUGAUUUAUCAAAAGAGUAUGAAGGAAAGUUCAAAUUUUACAAGGUGGAUACUGAUGCCAACCCUUCGAUUGCAUCCCGUUAUGGUAUCAGAAGCAUACCUACUGUGAUUAUCUUUAAAGAUGGUGAGAAGAAAGAGGCAAUAAUAGGUGCAGUUCCUAAAGGAACUUUGACAGCCAGCAUGGAAAAAUUCUCGUAGAGAUGGCUAAUAUAAAGUACGAAUUGUAAGAUUUAAGCUGCUUUCCCAUUAUUUCCUUAAUUUUAGCUUCUAAUAUCUGAAGAUGAAUUCUCUACUCUGGAAAUAAACUCUCCUCUUUUGUUACAUAUAGUUCCUUGAUGCUUCUGUAUCUUCUUUAGGUUGUAUCUAUUGCUGCAAUACUUUCACUAUGAAUGCAUCUUUCAUAUGUACAAUUAUUUUAAUAUACAUGAAAUUCUUCGAUGUA